AACAUGGCCAGAGAAAGUCAAGUUCCCCAACCGGGUCCUGCCCGCCUGUCUCCCGGCGCUGGCCCCGACGAAUGGCUGGAGCAGGCCAAGCAGUGCAAGUACCUGCCCGAAGCCGACAUGAAGCGCCUGUGUGAGAUUGUCAAGGAGUGCCUGAUGGAGGAGUCCAACAUCCAACCAGUCAACACUCCCGUCACUGUCUGUGGUGACAUCCACGGCCAAUUCUACGACCUGCUCGAGCUGUUCGCCGUCGCUGGUGGCAUGCCUUGUGACAAUAACCCAAACGAACCUCAAUCAGAAGCCCCAAAGCCCGAACCUGCCAAGUCUCCUCUGCCCAAAGGCUUCUCUGCUGCCGAUAUCGAACCUCCAUCCCAGAUCAAUGACCCCCGCGUCAAGCGCAAGAUGAAGCGUCGCUUCCAACGCGAUAGUGCAUACACCUCUUCCGCCUCAAAUGCUUCAGAUGAUGCCGGCGACGACCAAGAGGGAGAUGAUGGCCAAGAAGGAAGUGAACUCAGAGGUCGCGUGAGGAGCCGCAGCAGCGGUUCUGACCACAGAGGUCCCCCUGGAGGUGGCGACGUCGAUGAAUCAGACCAAGAAGACGACGAAGACGACAGCGAUAGCGGUAUUGGCGGCAGUCCAGAAGCCUCUAGGAAAAAGCAGCCUGGUUCCAGCAGCAACAACAACAACGGAAAGCAGAACUUCAUCUUCCUUGGUGAUUUCGUUGACCGUGGCUACUUCUCCCUCGAGACCUUUACUUUGCUUAUGUGCCUGAAAGCAAAGUUCCCGGAUCGCAUCACCCUUGUGCGUGGAAACCACGAAUCAAGACAGAUUACUCAGGUUUAUGGUUUCUACGAAGAGUGUCAGACCAAAUACGGAAAUGCCUCGGUCUGGAAGUCUUGCUGUCAGGUCUUUGAUUUCCUUGCUCUUGCCGCAAUAGUCGAUGGCAAAGUGCUGUGUGUGCACGGUGGUUUGAGUCCCGAGAUCCGUACCUUGGAUCAAAUCCGUGUUGUUGCUAGAGCACAGGAAAUUCCUCAUGAGGGCGCUUUCUGCGAUCUAGUAUGGAGUGAUCCUGAGGAGGUCGAUACAUGGGCUGUCAGUCCACGAGGCGCUGGUUGGCUGUUUGGUGAUAAGGUCGCUACAGAGUACCACUUCAAGAACCAAGAUGUAGUGACGGUCUGGUCAGCACCAAAUUACUGCUACCGUUGUGGUAAUGUUGCCAGUAUCAUGACCCUAGGCGAAGAUCUAGAACCAGACUUUACCAUCUUCUCCGCUGUGCCAGACCACAGACGCGCCGUUCCUGCAGGCAGAGGAAGGACGGGAGAAUACUUUUGUAAUCAUCCAACCGUCUCAGUCUCGGCUUGUUAUGGCACAUUUGCUAGAAUCCUUUUGUGCUUUUGA
Aureobasidium uvarum is the source of this 1395-nucleotide messenger RNA. The record is from the annotation of a GenBank genome assembly. Lineage: Eukaryota; Fungi; Ascomycota; Dothideomycetes; Dothideales; Saccotheciaceae.